GGCAGGCAUUGGGAAAAGUACCAUGGUACAGAAAUUAAUCCAAGACUGGUCACAAGGUAAAAUAUACCAAUCAUUUAAAUUUGUUUUUCAAAUCCAAUUUCCACGUUUAAAUUUAAUACACUGGAAGACCAGUCUGACAGCCCUGGUCCGGGAUAAUUAUCCUUAUUUAGAUGAUGCACUGGAACAAUUGUGGAAAGAACCUGAAAAGAUAUUGUUUGUGUUUGAAGAUUUAGAUCAAUUUCAGAAAAUCAUCUAUUUCAAUGAUGCUGAAAGGAAUGCCGAAUCCCAAGAUCAGUGUCUCGAUCCUAACUGUUAUUGCCUGAUCACGGAUGUUGUUCGUUGUCUCAUUAAGGGAGAGUUGCUGAAGGGUUGCUCUAUCCUCAUCACAUGCCAAACCGGGAAAUUCGAUUCUUUGGGAAUUACAGAUGUAAAUCGAAAAGUACAAAUCCUGGGGUUCGCGUCUGAUGCAACACUACAGUACUUCCAGAAUUAUUUCAGAAAUGAACAGACAAAGUCGCAUAUAAUUAAAUACAUAAAAGCGAAUGACACAUUGUAUAGAAUGUGCUAUAACCCCCUGUUUUGUCUGACCCUCUGCUCAUUAUUGGAAUCACCCCGGCCACAAGGAGUUCAAGACGUGCCUUUGUUCCAUAAAACCAGCACACAGGCAGUCUCCACUUACAUCGUUAAUCUAUUAGGCAGAAGUGGUUACACUUUUGAAAGCUGUUCAGAAGAUCUGUUGAAAUUGGGAGCUCUGGCUUAUGAUGGAUGCCGCAAAAAUCUUGUGGUGUUUAACAGAAACCAACUUAGUUCCCACAACGUGAACUUUGCCAACGUUAUCACUGUAUUAAUGAUGGAAAUUCAAGGCAAAGAUCACGAGACAACUGUUUAUGCAUUUAAUCAUUUUAUUAUUCAGCACUUUCUUGCAGCUCUACAGAGAAUUCGAACUACAACAGGGAAUAAACUAUUAGAAUCGCUCAAUGCAGAGCACACAACGACUGAUGGGAGAUUCACACUGUUGUCACGUUUUCUUAUUGGACUUGCCAGACACAAUUCAACCACAAAACCUAACUGGAAAAUGACUAAUGUUGAUCCUGCAGUCACCAAAUGUGUGUCUGGUUGGCUCACAAAUUAUUCCAAAAGAUGUGAUCCAAAUCUCGAAGGCAAGAAAUCCAAAGAGACCUUUUUAAACUUGUUGUACUGCUUUCAUGAAUUUGGAGAUGCGGAGCUGAUCAGGGACGCAUUAUCAACAAGAAAUACAAUCCAAUUCAUGAAGUAUCAUCUUAACGUUGCUGACUGUGUGAUUCUGUCAUCCACAUUAAUGGCCCAUGACAAGUUAGAAGAACUGGACCUGAGUUGUUGUGACCUACCGGAUGAAGGUAUACCAUUUCUGCUGCCUGUGCUGCAUAAAUGUAAAACUAUCAGACUUAACGAUAAUCAACUCGAAAACCCAUGGGUGAAACAAUUAUCCAAAGUUCCAAUGGGGAUUGUUUAAUAACAAAAUU
Messenger RNA from Chiloscyllium plagiosum (whitespotted bambooshark), 1502 nucleotides. The record is from RefSeq and is a predicted model, not a curated record. Lineage: Eukaryota; Metazoa; Chordata; Chondrichthyes; Orectolobiformes; Hemiscylliidae.